Maudiozyma barnettii is the source of this 1812-nucleotide messenger RNA. RefSeq lists its product as uncharacterized. The transcript has a single exon. The coding region runs from base 1 to 1812 and encodes 603 amino acids. The record is from RefSeq and is a predicted model, not a curated record. Gene Ontology annotation, cellular component: membrane. NCBI's taxonomy places the organism in Eukaryota, Fungi, Ascomycota, Saccharomycetes, Saccharomycetales, Saccharomycetaceae. Gene Ontology annotation, molecular function: acetyl-CoA transmembrane transporter activity.
AUGGCAUCGGCAAGAAACCUAGCGAAACAUGAUCUGCCGCAAUUCUAUUUACUUGUGGUUUUAUAUUUUGUUCAAGGGAUCCCUGUCGGAUUGGCCUUUGGUACAAUCCCGUUCCUAUUGAAAUCCAUGUCAAAGACUAUGUCGUUUACAUCGUUAGGUUUAUUUUCGAUGGCUACCUAUCCAUACUCGUUAAAGAUUCUAUGGUCUCCAAUUGUUGAUUCGUGUUAUAGUCACCGUAUUGGCCGUCGUAGGUCAUGGAUCAUUCCGAUCCAAUGCAUUAGUGGGAUAAUGUUAUGGACCCUUGGACAGGCUGUAUCAAAAGGUAUAGUAUUUCCUGGAGUCGAUGCAUCGUUUGAUAAAAAUAAUGUAGUAGCCGUUCCAACAAAUCAUCCAGCUAAUGAAAUCGAUGUAUUUUCAUUAACAAUGUUGUUUGGUACAUUAGUGUUUUUAUGUGCAACUCAAGAUAUUGCAGUUGAUGGUUGGGCUUUAACGAUCUUAUCUCGAGACUCAUUAUCAUAUGCCUCUACUGCUCAAACCGUUGGUUUAAAUAUUGGUUAUUUCUUAUCAUUUACAGUAUUUUUAUCGUUCAAUUCAGCAGAUUUCACUAAUAAAUAUCUUAGACCUAAUGGAGCCAUACCGAUUGAUCAUGGUUUAAUAUCGUUAGGUGGAUAUCUUCAAUUUGCAGGUAUAAUAUAUUUACUUGUUACACUGUAUGUAGCAUUAUUUGUUACAGAACAUCCAGGUCGUUCCAAUUACAAUAAAAGAAUUCAAAGAGGUGGUCUUCCAUCCACCACAAAUGAUUUGAUAGAACCUGAAUAUAAUGAUGAGGAAGAAGAAGGUAAUACAAAGAGUAUUCGUUAUAUUUAUAGAUGUUUUUGGCAAGUAUUAAGAUUACCCUCGGUGCAAACACUCGUCGGUGUUCAUUUAGUAUCCAAGAUAGCAUUUCAAUGUAAUGAAGGUGUUACAAAUUUAAAAUUAUUAGAAAAAGGUUUCCGUCGUGAAGAUUUAGCAGUUAGUGUAUUAAUCGAUGUACCAUUUGAAAUUAUAUUUGGUUAUUAUGUAGCUAAAUGGUCCAGUGAUUCAAAUGAUGCUCAAACUACAAAUUCUAAAAAGAAACAUGACCUUAUCACAAAUAAUGAUGAAAAUAAAAUCAAACUUGAAAAUGACACUUCGAUGCAUGGUGCAAGACUUCGAGAUAUUCAAUAUAAAAAAUUUUCAAAUUUGAAAAGAUUUCAAAUUUUUUUACUUGGUGAUAAUGUUGGUGUCUUGACACCAUGGUUAUAUGGUUAUCUUGGUAGAUUACUUGCUGCGAUGUUAGGUAGUAUUGUUGUAUUGAUGUUUCCAAAGGAUGGGGAAGUGACGAUGCCCUAUUUUAUAAUGAUAAUUAUACAACAUCUUUUAAGUUCCUUUAUGAAUACUGUCCAAUUUGUUGGUAUAUCUGCAUUUCAUACCAGAAUUGCUGAUCCGUUACUUGGUGGUACAUAUAUGACGUUAUUAAACACUGUGAGUAAUUUUGGUGGUACGUGGCCUAGGAUAAUAAUCAUGUAUAUUGUUAAUUGGUUUACGUUGUAUCGUUGUCAAGAUGGUAGUUUUAUAAGAGGUACACCAGAUCAAUGCCCGGUAAUUGUUGAUAGGAAUACUGUUUCAACAGCUACGGCAACAGCUACAGCAGUGUUAUAUAGAGAUGGUUAUUACAUUGCUAAUGGUCUUUGUAUUAUAUUGGGUAUUAUCAUAUAUAUUGCAGUGGUGAGACCAAAUGCUCAAAGGUUACAACAAUUACCUUUAAGUAGUUGGCGUUGUCGUGUAGAUUAG